Messenger RNA from Scomber scombrus (Atlantic mackerel), 2837 nucleotides. RefSeq names its product zinc fingers and homeoboxes protein 1-like. The coding region runs from base 1 to 2775 and encodes 924 amino acids. Gene Ontology annotation, molecular function: DNA-binding transcription factor activity, RNA polymerase II-specific; DNA binding. Gene Ontology annotation, cellular component: nucleus. The transcript has 7 exons. The record is from RefSeq and is a predicted model, not a curated record. Gene Ontology annotation, biological process: regulation of transcription by RNA polymerase II. Lineage: Eukaryota; Metazoa; Chordata; Actinopteri; Scombriformes; Scombridae.
AUGUCGAGCCGCCGGAAGUCAACUACACCUUGUAUGGUGCUGCCGUCUGACGUGGUGGAGCAGGAGGAGGUGGAGGAGAAAAUAGAGAGGACAAAGGAGGAAGAGGCAGAGGGGGAGGAGGGGAAAGUGAAGGAGGGAGCAGAGGAAGGCCCGACUGCAGAAGAGCUGGAUCAGGCGGUGGUGGUUGUCCCCACCCCACCAGACACGGAUGAGCCCAGUGUGUCCACUGUAGAAGACAGUGAAGUCCUCGCUCCCUCACUGAAACGCAGCGCUACAAACCCUCCUGACGAUCCGAGUAGUGACCAGUUGACGCAGGACCAGCAGUGUGAUACGCCCGAGGAGGGAGGAGCAGACCCCUCAACUGUCGGCGCCAUCUCACUCAGCAAGACCCCCAUCAUGAGGAUGAAGACCAAAUCUGAGCCCAAGAGAAUCGCUGUGUCCCUGAAAUCAGCGGAUGAGGCGGCAGAAGGUUUUGGAGGAGGUGGCGAGGGAGAGGUGGGAGGAGAGCAGGAGCCCAUUGAAGCCCCUCUGGGGCCGAUGACGCCUGUGGAGAUGCUGCUUCACGACUCCAUGAAGCUCGGAGGAGGCGGCUUGCUGGUCGGCCAGCAGUUGGAGCAGCAGAGGAAGUCGUCCAUUUUAAACCCCACAGUUCUUCCUGCUGGCCUGGCACAGGUGCUCUCUGCAUUCCAGGCCCAGCAGACUGCUGCAGCAGCUCAGCCCCAGCUGCUCAUUCCUCUCAGCAGCAUCCCGUCUUACAGCGCAGCGAUGGACACCAACCCCCUGCUGGGCAGCAUGUACAAGAAGUUUCCCUACCCGUCAAUGGCCGAGAUCAGCAGCCUGGCAGCACAGACACAGUUUACAGAGGAGCAGAUCAAGGUAUGGUUCUCUGCCCAGCGGCUGAAGCAUGGCGUCAGCUGGACUCCAGAAGAGGUGGAGGAGGCCAGGAGAAAACAGUUCAAUGGCACAGUGCACACAGUGCCUCAAACCAUCACUGUCAUACCUGCUCACCAACUGUCAGCAGCUGCCAAUGGCCUGCAGUCCAUUCUUCAGACCUGCCAGAUAGUGGGCCAGCCCGGCCUGGUGUUCACACAGGUUGGCCCAGGGGGGAACCUUCCAGUGACCAGUCCCAUCACCCUGACAGUGGCAGGGCUGCCCAGCCAGUCCCAGAGCUCCAGCAGAGUUUCCUGCCAGCCCACCCCGACAAACAGUGAGCUCAAACGGGCUACCACUGUCCAGCCUCCCUCCCUUUCCCCACAGGAGAACUCAGCCCUGAGUGCUGACACAUUCAGUAUGCGGCCUAAGAAGUCCAAAGAGCAGCUGGCAGAGCUGAAAGCCAGCUACCUUAAAAACCACUUUGUCAGUGAUGCAGAGAUCGCCCGUUUGAUGAAGCUCACCAACCUGACAAAGGGAGAAAUCAAGAAAUGGUUCAGUGACACCAGGUACAACCAGCGCAACUCCAAAAACAGCCAUGUCAUCGUUUUCCAUGACGGAGGGGGCAGAGGAAGCGGCAGCUGUAGCAGCACUGCUACCACCACCAUUGUCAUAGACUCAAGCGACGAGACCCCCACAUCGCCCCAUCCUCCCCGCACGCCUCCCGUGAAGGAGAAGGAGACACGGCCUAAAACAUGGAAUCCAUUCCCAGACUUCACUCUGCAGAAGUUUAAGGAGAAGACGCCAGAGCAGCUGGUGGUGCUGGAGCAGAGUUUUGAGAAGAGCAGCACCCCAUCGGAUGAAGAACUUAGCCGCCUGAGGACGGAGACUAAACUGACGCGGAGGGAGAUCGAUGCCUGGUUCACAGAGAGACGCAAAAUGCCAUCUUUCAGCAACUCCUCCCCAGAUUCUUCUGAAGGAGGAAAGAUGGAGACAGACAGAGGAAAAGCAGGAGAAGGUGGGGGGAAAGGAGGAGUCGCCUCUCCUUCUCCUUCUGCUUCCUCUUCUCGCAAAGGCAGUCAAACUCCUCCCGGCGGCCGCAGUAAGCAGCUGCCCACCACCAGCAGCACAAACAGAGACUUGAAAGAUAAGAGUAAAAAGUCUCCCGAGCAGCUUCAUAUUCUGAAAAGUGCCUUCGUGCGGACCCAGUGGCCCACGCCAGAGGACUACGACCAGCUGGCAGAGGAGAGCGGCCUCACUCGGUCCUACAUUGUCAGCUGGUUCGGGGACUCUCGGUACUCUUGGAAAAACGGUAACCUGAAAUGGUUCUUCCAGUACCAAAGCGGUAACGUAGAGGGGCCAAACGGUGGAGGAGGCAAUAAGAUGGCAAGCGGCGGCGGUCGAAAAAGACGGGGUCGCAACCGUGGUUGGGGACGCUCCCGAACCCGGAAGCAGCCAAGAAGGUCUGCCUCCUCCUCCGCAGAUGUAGACAAAUCUCCACCGUCGAAGAAAUUCAAGACUGGGAGGGAAAUCCUGAAGGAGUACUACCUGAAGCACCGUUUUCUAAAUGAGCAGGACCUGGAUGAGCUCGUCACCAAGACCAACAUGAGCUAUGAACAGGUGAGGGAGUGGUUUGCCGAGGUCCAGCGACGCUUAGAGAUGGGGUCAGAUCCCUUCCUGGAGCCGGCUAUAGAAAGGACGGAUGCAGAGGAGGGAGGGGAGGAGGAGAGAGUGGAGACGCAGGGAGAGGCGUCGACGGCCACCGAGGAGCAGACCGGCACUGGGAUGGGAGAUGAGGAAGAUGACGAAGAAGAUGAGGAGAAUGAGGGCGAUGAUACGGACGACAGUGAGGUUUGGGAGCCGUCACGCAGCGUCAGGAAGUCCUUGUCGGUAUCUGAAGACUAGCAGAUGUGGAAAGCACGGCGCGUCGUUACAGAAUGUUACACGAGAAAUACUGUCAUGAUUAA